CACCUCCCCCUCCCCGCUCCCCGAUCCCCCGGCCCGGCCCCGGGGCGCAGGCGCCAUGGAGCGGCCGGCGCCCCUGGCCGUGCUGCCCUUCUCGGACCCGGCGCACGCGCUGAGCCUGCUGCGCGGCCUGAGCCAGCUGCGCGCCGAGCGCAAGUUCCUGGACGUGACGCUGGAGGCGGCGGGCGGGCGCGACUUCCCGGCGCACCGCGCCGUGCUGGCGGCCGCCAGCCCCUACUUCCGCGCCAUGUUCGCCGGGCAGCUGCGCGAGAGCCGCGCCGAGCGGGUGCGCCUGCACGGGGUGCCGCCCGACACGCUGCAGCUGCUGCUGGACUUCAGCUACACCGGCCGCGUGGCCGUCAGCGGCGACAACGCCGAGCCGCUGCUGCGCGCCGCCGACCUGCUGCAGUUCCCGGCCGUGAAGGAGGCGUGCGGCGCCUUCCUGCAGCAGCAGCUCGACCUGGCCAACUGCCUGGACAUGCAGGACUUCGCCGAGGCCUUCAGCUGCGCGGGGCUGGCGAGCGCGGCGCAGCGCUUCAUCCUGCGCCACGUGGGCGAGCUGGGCGCCGAGCAGCUGGAGCGGCUGCCGCUGGCGCGCCUGCUGCGCUACCUGCGCGACGACGGGCUGUGCGUGCCCAAGGAGGAGGCGGCCUUCCAGCUGGCGCUGCGCUGGGUGCGCGCCGACCCGCCGCGCCGCGCCGCGCACUGGCCGCAGCUGCUGGAGGCCGUGCGCCUGCCCUUCGUGCGCCGCUUCUACCUGCUGGCGCACGUGGAGGCCGAGCCGCUGCUGGCGCGCUGCCCGCCCUGCCUGCGCCUCCUGCGCGAGGCGCGCGACUUCCAGGCGGCGCGCUACGACCGCCACGACCGCGGGCCCUGCCCCCGCAUGCGCCCGCGCCCCUCCACCGGCCUCGCCGAGAUCCUCGUGCUCGUGGGCGGCUGCGACCAGGACUGCGACGAGCUGGUCACCGUGGACUGCUACAACCCGCAGACGGGCCAGUGGCGCUACCUGGCCGAGUUCCCCGACCACCUGGGCGGCGGCUACAGCAUCGUGGCGCUGGGCAACGACAUCUACGUGACGGGUGGGUCGGACGGCUCCCGGCUGUACGACUGCGUGUGGCGCUACAACUCGAGCGUGAACGAGUGGACGGAGGUGGCGCCCAUGCUCCGGGCCCGUGAGUACCACAGCUCCUCCGUGCUGGACGGGCUGCUGUACGUGGUGGCGGCGGACAGCACAGAGCGCUACGACCACGCCAGCGACUCCUGGGAGGCGCUGCGGCCCAUGACCUACCCCAUGGACAACUGCUCCACCACGGCCUGCCGCGGCCGCCUCUACGCCAUCGGCUCGCUGGCCGGCAAGGACACCAUGGUGAUGCAGUGCUACGACCCCGGCACGGACCUCUGGUCGCUGGUGGACUGCGGCCCGCUGCCGCCCUGGUCCUUCGCCCCCAAGACGGUGACGCUGAACGGACUCAUGUACUUCGUCAGGGAUGACUCUGCCGAGGUGGACGUGUAUAACCCCGGGAAGAACGACUGGGACAAGAUCCCGUCUAUGAAUCAGGUGCACGUGGGAGGCAGCCUGGCCGUCCUCGGCGGGAAGCUGUACGUCUCGGGCGGCUACGACAACACGUUUGAACUCUCGGACGUGGUGGAAGCCUACGACCCCGAGACGCGGGCCUGGAGCGUGGUGGGGCGGCUCCCGGAGCCCACCUUCUGGCACGGCAGCGUCAGCAUCUUCCGCCAGUUCAUGCCGCAGACGCCCUUGGGCGGGCGCGGCUUCGAGCUGGACGGCAGCGCGGGCGACGUGGACGUGGGCCAGCCGGAGCGCCCCCGCGAGCUGCACUAGCCCCGGCCGGCCCGGGGAGGGCCGCGAUGCAGGCACCCAGCGCCUCGGGGCGGCGACCCGCCUCCGAGCCUGAGGACAGGCUGGGCUCACCAGGUGGGACCCUCUGCAUCCAGACCCCGAGUCACAGCUGCGGGGUCAACGCCAUUGUGAACGGCCCUCCCUCGGCCCAGGAAGGACUGCCUCCUCAGGCCACCACCCCUGCCCCCCGCCUCCCCACUGCCACCCCCCACACCCACCUCCGGGGAGGAGAGCCACCGGGAUGAGUGGAGGGGUCAGGGUGCACUGGGGAUCAGGCAGGCGAUGGCUGUUCCCCGGAUGAAGGGGGUUGUGCACAAAAACAGUCCACAGGGCCAGGCCUCCCUGCGGCAGCUGAACUCAGACCCAGGGGCGCAGGGGAGUGGGGGAGCCCAGGGGGCCUGCUGAGUGUGCCCAUGCGCCUGGGCUGAGCCUGAUGGUGUCCCUGCCCGCCCACCCCACCAGCUGGCAUGUCCGCCCUCCACCCUGGCUCGGAGGCCUCCACGUUCGGACCCAGUGCAGUGGGGAAAAGCCUGCGGGUCCCAAGGUCAGGCUCCCACCGGGAGGUGCCUGUGGCCAGGAGCCCUGUCUCGGAGCUGCCCGGCUAGCGUGGCUUCGGGUUGGUUGCACGGUUUGAAAGGCAGUUUGGGCUGAAGAGGCGGCGGGAGCAGGGCUAGUAGUUACCUGUGAUCUGUUGCAGGCCUCUGCGGAGGGGUGGGGGUCCCAGGAGGUGGGCGCUCAGGGCAUGGUUCUCCGGGGGGGGGGGAGAGCGUUUCCGUGGAUUGGGCGGGCUUGUCCCUCGGGCCCCGGCGUAGCUCUGCCAGAGUUGGUCUCCCGUCCAGUGGGAAAGAAUGUACGUUCUCACCAGGAGAAGGGGUUCGUGGCGCCUCACAGAUGCCACUGAAGACCUCACGUGGCCAGUGGCCCCGGCUUUGGGAGGAAGCCUGUGGCCUCCGGGGCUGCUGGGCGGGCCCUGCUGCGUGUGGUCAUCGCCGAGGGUUAGACCUUGUGUCCAGACACCUGCUGGGCCACAGCUCACCACCAGCCCUUCCCACACCCUUGGCAUCCUUCCCACGGAGGGCGGGCAUGUAGGGGUCGGGAUCAGAAUGAGCCUUCAGACGUGUGCCCUGCCCUAGGGUCUCCCCGCCCUGGGGUUCAGGCUGGGAAGCCCCUACCACUUGCAGAUGAAUGUACUGACUUGGGGACAGAGGGCUGGACCAGCUCGGGGUGGGACUGUGUGUGGGGCACACCCUUUUAUCAGUCUCCAAGAUGAAUUAAGUUAUGAGCUCGGGUGGUAUUAAAUGCUGACCCAGCGUAUUCUGUAUUUAUGACUAGCCACCCUCCCCCUGGCACCCAGGCCGGCCCCGAGGGCGGGGGUGUGUGCGUAUUUAUUGUCUGUUCUGGAGGCAGAUGUCCCGUCCAGAAUGCUGUAAGGUUUUAGGGCGCCUUCGAUACUUUUUGAAAUAAAAAUGUUUCCUAUA
Pipistrellus kuhlii (Kuhl's pipistrelle) is the source of this 3336-nucleotide messenger RNA. RefSeq names its product kelch like family member 21 (gene KLHL21). The transcript is spliced from 5 exons. The coding region runs from base 56 to 1840 and encodes 594 amino acids. Gene Ontology annotation, biological process: protein ubiquitination. Gene Ontology annotation, molecular function: protein binding. The record is from RefSeq and is a predicted model, not a curated record. Lineage: Eukaryota; Metazoa; Chordata; Mammalia; Chiroptera; Vespertilionidae.